AUGGUUUGCAAUGCUGAGGAGGGAUCAUCACCAUUAACUCCAGAACAAUUACUCGACGCACAAGUUGAACGUUAUUUGAAAAACUUUCCGGAGGGAUUGAAAUUUCAACCAAGUGAUGAGGAGGCAGUACUAUAUUAUCUUGUUAAGAGAUCUAGGAAUGAGCAAUUACCUAAUACUCCAAUAAAAGAAGUAAACAUCUAUGGGUUCACUCCGGAGGAUCUUCUAGAUAGGUACAAGAAUUAUGGGAUAGAAAGAAAAGAAUUGUACGUUUUCACACCUAGAGAAAGAAAAUAUCCCAAUGGACGUCGACCUGGACGCUGUAUUACUGGUCGGUAUGUAGGAUUUUGGAGAAUUGCUGGACCAGCUAAGGAAAUUCGUGAUACAGAUCGUACUCCAAUUGGUGUCAGGCGUUCGCUGAAUUUUUAUAAAGGGACGAAAGACGAACACUCAGAUACACCAUUCACCAUGCAUGAAUACAUCUUAGAAUAUAAGAUAGAUAGUAAAUCAGGUCAGCAAGAUGGCAGAAAGAAGCAGGAGCCGGUGAAUUUGGCGUUGUGUAAGAUCUGGAAUAAACAACCUGAGAAUAUCUUAUCACCGGUAGCAAAAUCAUCGUCGGAGAUUACUGAUACUAACUUGCUCGAGAACGCAAAUACAGAAUAUAAUUCAUCAGAGCCGGUUAUGGGGGCACGUCAAGGUUCCUCCUCGAUCAAUAUGGUUAUGCCUACUGAUAAUGAAAAUUCAUCACAUCCUAACGGAUUCUUGCAACGCUACCACAUUGAAGAUGCGACCAACUCGUAUGGAGAGAUGGGGGUAUAUCAAGAUUCUUCUACCUUGAUGAAUAUGUUAAUGCCUAAUGAUGGAAACUUCUCAAAUAUUAACAGAUCCUUGCAAGACCAUAUGGCGAUGGAGGAGACAUUUGUCGAUCCUUUUAGGACGUUCGGUGACAACUAUUUGACGGGAGGAAAACAGAACGGAGAGUUACAGGUGGCAUUGAACCAGGAGAACAAAUUUGAGUCGUCAGUCCUUCGAAACGAUUUUUAUUUCAGUGGUUCUUCUUCAGCCAAUCAAUAA
Messenger RNA from Papaver somniferum (opium poppy), 1071 nucleotides. Its product is annotated as protein ATAF2-like. NCBI's taxonomy places the organism in Eukaryota, Viridiplantae, Streptophyta, Magnoliopsida, Ranunculales, Papaveraceae. Bases 1 to 1071 code for a protein of 356 amino acids. The record is from RefSeq and is a predicted model, not a curated record. Gene Ontology annotation, biological process: regulation of DNA-templated transcription. The transcript has 5 exons. Gene Ontology annotation, molecular function: DNA binding.